Molecule: messenger RNA, 2240 nt
Organism: Pantherophis guttatus
Lineage: Eukaryota; Metazoa; Chordata; Lepidosauria; Squamata; Colubridae
Gene: KCNJ1
Product: potassium inwardly rectifying channel subfamily J member 1
Biological process (GO): potassium ion import across plasma membrane; regulation of monoatomic ion transmembrane transport
Cellular component (GO): plasma membrane
Molecular function (GO): ATP-activated inward rectifier potassium channel activity
Source: RefSeq, a predicted model, not a curated record
UCCUAAUUGUGCUAUUGCAUAUAGAUGAGUUGGCAGGUGGUUCGAGCUAAGACAUUGAUUCAUAAAUGCCAAAGAGGCCUUUCGUUGGCUGCCGUCUGAUGCAAGAACAGGUGGACCAAAGCAAUCCAAGAAUUCAAUUUGCAACUUCGCAGGUACCGAAAUCUCGAUCCGCAGGCAAAGAGUGGGACGGCUUUUUCCUCCACAUUCCUCACGACAUUCUUUACUAUUUAGCAGGGGAGAAAAAAGAGAGUGACUGCUGGGAAUGUUUAAAUACUUCCAGAAACAUUUCACGCUGCACUGGACCGAAUGCAAGAGACGGAGGUCAAGACUGGUGUCAAAAGAUGGAAGGUGUAACAUAGAAUUUGGGAAUGUCGAAGAAGAGUCGAGAUUUGUUUUCUUGAUCGACAUCUGGACCACCAUCCUGGAUCUCAGGUGGAGGUAUAAGAUGACCAUCUUUAUUUCAGCUUUCUUGGGAAGCUGGUUCUUAUUUGGUCUUCUUUGGUAUGUGGUGGCCUACAUCCAUCAAGAUCUGCCAGAGUUCAGCCCUUCUAUAAAUCACACACCAUGUGUAGAUAACAUCAAUGGUUUGACCUCAGCUUUCCUCUUCUCCUUGGAGACCCAGGUCACUAUUGGCUAUGGGUUCAGGUGUGUUACGGAACAGUGUGCCACCGCCAUUUUUCUUCUCAUCUUUCAAUCUAUCCUAGGAGUUAUCAUCAACUCCUUCAUGUGUGGGGCCAUUCUGGCCAAAAUCUCCAGACCCAAAAAGAGAGCAAAAACGAUCACCUUUAGCAAAAAUGCUGUGAUUAGUAAACGAGGUGGAAAACUCUGUCUUCUCAUCCGGGUGGCCAACCUCAGGAAAAGUCUGCUGAUUGGAAGUCAUAUCUACGGCAAACUCUUGAAAACCACCAUCACACCUGAAGGAGAGACGAUCAUCUUGGAUCAAGUCAACAUCCAUUUUAUGGUUGAUGCGGGCAAUGAGAACCUUUUCUUCAUCUGCCCCUUGACGAUUUACCAUGUCAUCGACAAGCACAGUCCCUUCUUUCACAUGUCAGCCGAUACCCUCUCUCAACAUGACUUUGAGCUGGUGGUGUUUCUAGACGGGACCGUAGAAUCCACCAGCGCGACUUGCCAAGUACGGACAUCUUACAUUGCUGAAGAGGUCCUGUGGGGUUAUCGCUUUGCCCCCAUUGUUUCGAAGACCAAAGAAGGGAAAUACAGGGUGGACUUUCACAACUUCAGCAAAACUGUGGAAGUAGAAACUCCACAUUGUGCGUUUUGCCUCUACAACGAGAAGGACGCGAAAGCCAAGGCAAAGAUGGGAUUAGACAACCCUGCCUUUGUGUUCCAGGAAGUUAGUGAAUCCAGUGAGACAAAGAUGUGACUUUAUUGUACUGUGGGACUUGUGUGUGUGCUUGCUUUUUGAAAUGCCUGGGAUGUGCCAGGAAUACCAAAUUAUUUUCUGUUGGGGGAAAAAAAUGAACUGGUUUGUUUUGUUGAUCAUAGAAAUUGGGAUCCAACUAGAAAAGACUAUGAAGUACCUUGUUUUCCCAAAAAUAAGACAUCCCCUGAUAAUAAGCCCAAUCAGGCUUUUGAGUGCAUGCGCUAAAAUAAGCCCUCCCUGAAAAUAUUUAAAUACAGAGCUGGAAAUCAGGUAAGAUGGCAAGAGGAGCCCCAUCUUGCUCCACGCACCCCAAAAUAAUAAGACCACCCGGAAAAUAAGGCCAAGCGCUUAUUUUGGGGUUCAAAAAAUAUAAGCCUCGGUGGCGCAGCAGACUAAAGCACUGUUAAGUAACACCAGCUGCCUGCAAUUACUGCAAGUUCAAAGGUUGACUCAGCCUUCCAUCCUUUCGAGGUAGGUAAAAUGAGGACCCGGUUUGUGGGGGCAAUAAGCUGACUUUGUAUAAAAAAAGAACACCGCUUGUGGGGGGGGGGCGAAAGCCCUACUAAGCAGGUAUAUACAAAAGUAUGAAGGCUAUUGCUUAACGCAUUGUAAGCCGCCCUGAGUCUCCGGAGAAGGGCGGCAUAUAAAUCGAACCAAUAAAUAAAUAAAGACAGGGUCUUAUUUUCGGGAAAACAUGGUAGUAAUUCCCCAAAUAUCAUAUAAUGUGCCAAUAGGUCAAAGGACUUACACUGUAAUAUUGGUUAACAAGAAAAAGAUUCUGUCUUGAGCGAUGGGGAGAAAGUGGAAAAUGUAUUGUUGGCUGGAUAAUAAGUGGAUUUAAAAUUAAAUAAUUAUCAUG